UCCCAUUGUGAUAGUAGAAGGGUGUACCCGUUUCUUCCAGUCAAGGCUCAGCGAAUUUCUGAUCAAGCCAAUCCGGUAAUUUUUUUUUACCAAAUGCCAGCUAACGGAGCAGAAUGUACUAUUAAUCUCGCAUUUAGGGCAGACGUGGUUAUCCACUUCCUCCAGUCAGAUUACAGUGUACUCCAAAUUCUAUUAAUCACGGCACGGUACGAGGUUAAUGCUGCCUGCUGCUUUCUGAGAUUUAAAACACGCGCACACACCAUCCAAUACAAGACAGGAAAUUCUUCUAGCUAAAACUAGAUAUGACAAGUUUUCCCGUUCUCCACUGGGCCUAAAGAACAUUUUUAAUUUAAAAAACUACAAAUCCCAGCAUGCCCUAAUAAACUCACGGGUGGAUCCUACAACGAAUUCGUAUUCUGUUGGGGGCGUGGUUAUGAUUGUGACGCACCCUCCCCGGUGGGCGGAGUCGGACGAAGAAGGAAGCAAGGGACGAAGGAGGCGAACGCAACCAAAUCAAGCAACUGAGUUGGGCGGCGGCAGGUUGAAUGCUUCUGCACCAUCACUGUUUUGUCAGCAGAGGGUGCCCAUGGACUUGAGCCCAAAAGGACCAUGAUCCUUGCCCAAUGAAUCCAUGUUCCGUGCAUGCUGGAGAGGAAAAGAAGCCCUGCAUGGAAUGAGUCCUCUACAUGACUUUGCCAACCCGCUGCACCAUGUUUGGGGCAGCUCUCCUCUUCCUCCACCUGCUGGUGGCUGGUUGGGCUCAGGGAGUGGCUGUUGACAGCCCUUAUCUUAGUGUAGGGGAUGGGACUGUUCUGGAAUUUGACUUCCCUGAGCACAGCCAGGGCAUCUUGCUGGUUUCCUGCCACUAUCCAGGGCCCGAUGCUUGGCUGAACGUGGACUCUCUGGAACCUACAGUGGUUGUCAUUGAGAACGUCAGUGCCUCCUGGGGAGGGGGCUUCAUGGUUGGGUUUCAGUCUGGACUGGCCGGACUGGCCCCGCUGCAACUGCGGCUGCUGGAGCAGAGUCACCUCAUCGAAGAACGAGCCGAUUUCCGGAUCCGUGUGAGCGCUCCAGAGCCAGGGAUCUGGUCAGGGCUGGGCCACUUCUCGGAGAACCCCAUCCUCUAUGCUCUUCUGCCUCUCAUCUUCCUCAACAAAUGUGCAUUUGGCUGCAAGGUGGAGGUGGAGGUUCUGCGGAGCCUGAUGCACCAGCCCCAUCCUGUCAUCGUGGGCAUCCUGGGCCAGUUUGUGGUCAUGCCCCUGUAUGGCUACCUCAUGUCCGUGGCCUUCUCCUUGCCUAAGCCGCUGGCCUUGGGGCUGGUCAUUUCUUGCUCCUCACCUGGUGGCGGCGGCGGCUACCUAUACAGCCUGCUGCUGGGUGGCGAUGUCACAGUGGCCAUCUCUAUGACCCUCUUGUCCACGAUUGCAGCCACUGGGCUGAUGCCGCUGUCCUCGACAUUCUACGGUUGGCUGCUCGGUGCCCACGAGACUCUCCAUGUGCCCUUCCUCAAGAUCCUCAUCACCCUCCUCUUCAUCGCUGUGCCCAUCUCCACCGGCAUGUUGGUCAAGUGCAAGCUGCCCCGCCUUUCCCGCCUCCUCCUGCUCCUGAUCAAGCCUUUCAGCUUCACCCUUAUUAUAGGAGGGCUCUUCAUGGCUUACCAUAUGGGCGCCUUUAUCCUGGCAAAUGUGCAGCUCCCCAUCGUGCUGGCAGGCAUCACCGUGCCCCUCUUUGGCCUGCUGCUGGGCUAUCUGCUGGCUUACUGCGUGGCGCUGCCUGGGCCACAGCGCCGGACGGUUAGCAUUGAGGUUGGGGUCCAAAACAGCCUGCUGGCUCUGGCUGUGCUGCAACUCUCCUUCCAGCGGGCCCAGGCGGACUUUGCUUCGCAAGCACCUUUCAUCAUGGCCCUGAGCAGCACCUCAGAGAUGUUGUUGCUGGUUUUGGGGAAUCUGGCAUACAAUAAACUUUGCUCUGCUGGCUCCUGAGCGGCCCUGGGGGAAGGGGAGGCAGAUACCAAAGAUGUCAGACAUCGGGCAUGGCCUGCAAGAAGAGACGGAUACCAAAGGCCUUCGAAGCUGGGCUUGGGGUGCCUUUUUUUCAGAGGGGUGUGGGUUCCAAGGCCUCAGCCUCUUGACCUUUGAUGGGGUGGCUCAGAUACCAAAGGGGCACUUUGAAGAAGCACACAUACUUCCCGACGUGUUCGUGUGUGAGGAAUCUACAUUGACUGGCCUUUUGCUUUCUUUUUCUUAUCUACUUGUUUUUCUACGCAGUAAGAGGUGCCUCUAGAACUUAGAGUGAGAGCUGUACAAACUGUGAGACAGAAGAUGGGGGUGGAAUUGACCCAUUUCUUCUCCCAUUUACCAGGAAUACAGGGUUUGAAUAAAAGGAAAGAGAUA
Molecule: messenger RNA, 2393 nt
Organism: Rhineura floridana
Lineage: Eukaryota; Metazoa; Chordata; Lepidosauria; Squamata; Rhineuridae
Gene: SLC10A3
Product: solute carrier family 10 member 3
Exons: 2
Coding region: 687-1982 (431 amino acids)
Biological process (GO): bile acid and bile salt transport
Cellular component (GO): membrane
Molecular function (GO): bile acid:sodium symporter activity
Source: RefSeq, a predicted model, not a curated record